AUGGCUGAUUCAAUCGAUCUGUCUGCCAGCAGGCAAGCCAAUUUGUACGCAGCAGAUAUUAUCACAUUUUUCGCAGCUGUAGUAGCUGUGGGACUUCGCGUUUGGUCGCGGCGAGUUGCUGGUGCUGGCUUGUGGUUGGAUGAUCUUUUUAUUUGCAUAGCACUGGUUGGCGGUGUUGCGAUGAUGAUCAAUUUUUGUUGGUGGAUACCAAACGGAUUUGGUAAACACAUGGAGGCAUUUGGCCCAAAAGCGGAGUAUAAUUUCUUCUUGGGGUUCUUCAUGGCUGAAGUGAUAUACACUGUCAUCAUCGUCUUCGUCAAAUAUUCUAUUUUGGCCUUGUACUGGCGAGUCUUUCGAAGCACCAGUAUCAAAUGGCCAGUAGCAAUACUAGCGGCGAUUGUCACAUCUUGGGGAAUUGCAGUUCUUUUUCUGUCCAUUUUCACCUGCGUGCCUCCAAAAGGUUUCUGGGAUAAAGACAUCCACGCUUCUUGCAACGUCAAUAGCCAGCAAUUCCUGGUCGGCAUUUCGGUUCCUAAUAUCCUUACGGAUGUUGCUUUGCUUUUAUUACCAAUCCCGUAUGUUUUGCGAUUGAAUACUGCCUGGUCUCAAAAACGACUUUUGAUGGGCACGUUCUUACUUGGAGGAUUCGUCUGUAUAGCAUCAAUUAUGAGGUUGAUCAGUGUUUGGCAGCAGAAUUCGGUUUCGGAUUUUAGCUGGAACUGGGUGAACCAGGGGAUAUGGGCGGUGGUGGAGAGUAAUUUUGCAAUAGUAUCAGCUUGUCUCCCCACACUGCGCAUCGUAUGGGUGUGUCUAUUCAGGCGCAAGAAGAACGCAACAUCACCACCAUCCUCAGAUAGACCAGCGAUUUGGACAAUCGGAUCGGGGCCAAGCAAACAAAAUCGCAAAAGAAAGGGGGAGCUUACUCUCGGGGAAUCAAUGUCGACCGACUCAACGCACCCGUUCACAAGCUUACAUGAUGCUGAGGAAGGCAAUAUCUCGGUGGAUAAAGUGCAUGUGCGUUCAAGCAUAGAGGUACACUCAGAAAGGGAUACUAUGAGCUCUCCUUAUCGGGAGAACUUUAAUAUGGUUCCUUUGAAACGUUGAUAAGAAUCGUUAAAGAGAAGAACUCCUUCUUUUGCUUCAGGAAUUCCAAACAGAUUCAUUUCGAUUCAAAGCGUACGCGUCUUAAGAUCCAAACAUUUCACUAUCAAUGUAACUUCUGUUUAUCUGCUCUUAUGCUUUUAUUACUGUUCGAGCUAGAACCCAAACAUUCUGUACGCCAUCCAACACGUGUAAGUGUGGCUAGUAAUCAUUUUGUCGAGCAGCAGCAUGUCUUUGUCACAAAUUGUUCAAUACUCAUUUUUUUAUCGGCGCAGCAGGAUUUUGACAGCUACGUCAAUUCAGUGUAGUGUAUACAAAUACAACAAUGAUGAAGACGCUCUGCCACCCCAGAGCUUGCUAGAAUUCUGGAGUAGGGCUUGUUUCCAAUGGGGUGAUUUGGCUAGAGUAUAGCUGGCUCAAACAACACUCUGUCUGGCAAUGAAUAAUGGAAGCAGACUGUCUCCCAUAUUCCAAAUCCCGAUAGCUCUACCAAGUGUUUGUUCAGCAGGUCGUGCAACGUAGGAAGCGAGUCCAUUUCGGCUAUAGAAUGGGGACCGAUCCAGAAAGUGGGGCUGUUCGCGUCAAGAGAUAAAAGCUUUGUACUCUCCUACGUUAGUUUAAACAUCCAACUACCUUUCAGAGCACGCAAGAAAGAAUUUAAAGACUAAAAGUUCCACAAAGAUUCCGUGCGCAGAAUUAAUUUGUGUGACGCAUGCGAAAUUACUAGUUUGGGAUGUGUGAAUG
Molecule: messenger RNA, 1845 nt
Organism: Botrytis deweyae
Lineage: Eukaryota; Fungi; Ascomycota; Leotiomycetes; Helotiales; Sclerotiniaceae
Exons: 6
Coding region: 1-1104 (367 amino acids)
Source: RefSeq, a predicted model, not a curated record